Aspergillus nidulans FGSC A4 is the source of this 1635-nucleotide messenger RNA. RefSeq lists its product as uncharacterized. NCBI's taxonomy places the organism in Eukaryota, Fungi, Ascomycota, Eurotiomycetes, Eurotiales, Aspergillaceae. Gene Ontology annotation, biological process: transmembrane transport. The transcript has 2 exons. The coding region runs from base 1 to 1635 and encodes 544 amino acids. Gene Ontology annotation, cellular component: plasma membrane. The record is from RefSeq and is a predicted model, not a curated record.
AUGCCAGUCAGGCAGGGCCCGUGGGAUGACCACAGGGAAGAAGCAAUGUCGGGUCAGCUAUCGGAAUGUCAGGCUGAGCACUACAUCUCUGACGGCGGGGUCAAUUGGCGCUUGUUUACUCCUGCGGAGAGACGCAACAUAGCCAUAUACAUUUUGGGUAUUAUGAUGUACAAGUUCGGGCUUGAAGCGUUCAACGGAUCGAUCGUGACACUUGCAACUAAUCGCUACGAUUAUGACGCCUACCUGACCAACACCACCCCAAAAACGUUUCAACGGGUUGGGCUUAUGGUGGGCCUGAACCAGGCCUGUCAAUGUGUUGGGUCCAUCCUGAUCGCCCCGCUUAUCCGAAGGUUCCCUUCGCGGCUGGUUCUGGCCGGCGCCGUUCUGGUCUUUGGCCUUCUCAGCGCCCUACUUCUCAUCAUUGAUGCCAGCACAGGCGGUCGAUUCCUCCCGUCGGCCUUUCGAGAUCACCACCCUGAACAUGACUUCCACUACUACGGCAGCUACGACACUGAUGGCAUUAUUCCCGUGUAUUGCGUGGCCGGUAUCGCCUACGGCAUGGUUGAGUUGAUCCGGCGUGUGAUCCCGCGGGAUCUAGUUGGUGGCAAUGUGCAGAAACUACGUCAGGUAGAUGCUUUGGUGCAUAUAUUCUACGAAGUAUCAGGAACGGCUGGGGCUUUUUGCACCGCAUUGGCUCUGAUCCCCUAUCUUGGAAACAAUUACUCUUUCCUGAUCACCCCGAUUUGCUUCUUCUUAUCGGCUGCCGGCUGGUUCUUCAUCGGCGAUCACGGUUUUCAGAGUCAGCGGACUCAAGUACUCGAAGAUCAACCGCCAUAUAUCCAAGCAGUCGUCGUCGGGUUCUGGCUUUUUCUAGAAUCCAUUUGGACAGGGGGCCGCAUCCUCUUCUCCUCCCGCAAGUUUAUCUGGCUAUUGCCCGGAUACUCCGUUGCACUAUACGCUCAUCGGUACCUAGAGAAUAGUGUGGCCCCCGCCAUUUCCCGUCGCUAUCUUGGAAACGCAGCUUGGUCGCAGAUCAUUGUCGGUGGCUCGAAUCUAGGCGAACUCUUAGGCGCGCUGUUUGUGAUCCUAUUCACAAACACGGUCGCAACUCCAAUCCCUUGGCUUCGGUUAGACGCCCUUUUGCUGCUCGUAACGUGGUAUCUUCCAUAUUGGCGACCUGAAAUGCACCAAGUUUCCAUGGCUUGGAUCGCUGCAGCCACAUUCUUACCAAUUUCUUUUGGCUGGGCUGCCGGUGAUGUAUCCUUGGCCGCCUAUAUUCAAGCUGCGCUUGCCAGGGUCGAGUCGAAAACAAGAAAUGUCUCUUCCCUUGGCGCCGUUAUGGCUUUCCUCUACUCUACAUAUAUCGUUCUUUAUGCAAUUACCUCCCCUAUACUCGGCAGUUAUAUCGAUCAUAUCUAUGAAAAGACAGGCGGACCUGAUGGAAACGGCAAUAUCUACGAAGCGAUCCGGAACGUGGGCAGCGUGCAAUUCAGCGUGGUCGCAAUUCUGGUCCUAGUGGCCACCUUUGUACCUCGCGGAUCAUUGUCUUUGAAUCCGAAGAUGCUCCACGAUGAAGAUCUGGAGCAUGAAUUACCGGGGCUCGCACAGCUGUCUUCCAAGGAGGAUUUCAAUUAG